AUGAUGCUUCCACGUAACUCUCCACAUCAUUCUGAAUCAUCAGUAGCUUACAACAACAACAACAACAACAACAACAACAGUAGCAACAACAAUGGUCGGUCAUUAUUUGAAAGAAAACCUUUGGCGCCAAUAAAUAGAGAAUUCAAAAUAUCAAAACCACAACAUAUAAAACCCAAUACCCAUUCUCAUACAUUUACUACACCAACACCAAAAACACGAAAUCAUAACAACAUUAAUAGUAAUAGGAAUCAUCAAUAUAGAAAUCCCAAUUUGAAUACUUCUCUUGUUUUCACCCCAACGAAAAAAUCAUCAUCAUCAUCAUCAUCAUCAUCUUCUUCUUCUUCUUCUUCUUCUUCAUCACAUUCAUCGAAUUUAUUAUCAUCAUCACCAUUUAUUGAAGAACCAGAAAAUCAACAACAAUCAAAUUAUACUAGAACUACAUCUCAUUAUAGAACAACUUCACAAUAUAAAUCUAAAUCAUCAAUUAAUAAAGAUGUAUUACAACAUCCAUCGAUAUUUACUACCAAAAAAACCCCAUCUAAUAAGGAAAUGUCAGAACCAACAACAAAUCCCAAACGAAGAACCACAACCACAACCACAACGGCAACUGUCCAAAAUUCAAAUAAUAAUAAUAAUAAUAAUAAUAAAAUUCUAAAUCCAUCAGUUCCUCAUUUUUCAACUACUACUACUACUACUACUACUACUUCAUCUUCUUCCACCUCCACCACCACCACCACCUCAUCAUUAUAUACAUCUCCUAAACCUCAACAACAACAAAAACAUCAACCUCAACAACAACAACAACUUUCAUUAGAUGAUUUUGAAUUUGGGAAAAUUUUAGGUAAAGGGAAAUUAGGAAGAGUUUAUUGUGUUAAACAUAAACAACUGGGACUUAUAUUUGCUCUUAAAGUGAUGUCAAAAUUAGAAAUUAUAAAUUUAAAAUUAGAAAAAAGUUUACGACGAGAAAUUGAAAUUCAAUCAAAUUUAUAUCAUAUAAAUAUUACAAGAUUAUAUUCAUGGUUUCAUGAUUCUAUUAAUAUUUAUUUAUUAUUAGAAUAUAGUCUAGAAGGAGAAUUAUAUACUCAUUUAAAAAAAUUUAAAAGAUUUAAUAAUAUAAUGGCAAGUUAUUAUAUUUAUCAAAUUACUCAAGCAUUAAUUUUUUUACAUCAAAGAGGAAUUAUUCAUCGUGAUUUAAAACCAGAAAAUAUUAUGGUAUCAUUAGAUAAUCGAUUAAAAUUAAGUGAUUUUGGUUGGUCAGUACAAAUUCAUCCCCCUUCCAAUAAUAAUAACAACAAUAACAACAACAAUAAUAAUAACAACAAUAAUAAUCAUAAUCAAAAAAAAAGAUUAACUAUAUGUGGAACAUUAGAUUAUUUACCUCCAGAAAUGAUUGAAAGUAAAUCUCAUGAUUUUUCUGUUGAUAUUUGGGCACUUGGAAUAUUAUGUUAUGAAUUACUUGUUGGUAAACCACCAUUUGAAUCAAUUAAUCGUAAUAUUACUUAUGAAAAAAUUAUUAAAUUAGAUUAUAAAUAUCCUAAUCAUAAUCAUAAUAAUCAUAAUAAUAAUAAUCAUAAUAAAUUUAAUUUUGAUCUUGAUCCUGAUGCUAUUGAUUUAAUAUCAAAAUUAUUAGUUAAAGAUCCUAAUAAAAGAUUAAAUUUAAAUCAAGUAUUAAAUCAUAAUUGGAUUAUUAAAAAUAAACCAAAUUGGUCAAAAUUGAAACAAAAAAAUUAUUUAUAA
Candida dubliniensis CD36 is the source of this 1737-nucleotide messenger RNA. It is a transcript of the gene IPL1, whose product is annotated as aurora kinase. The transcript has a single exon. Gene Ontology annotation, molecular function: ATP binding; protein kinase activity. The coding region runs from base 1 to 1737 and encodes 578 amino acids. The record is from RefSeq and is a predicted model, not a curated record. Gene Ontology annotation, biological process: regulation of cytokinesis; protein phosphorylation; mitotic spindle organization. NCBI's taxonomy places the organism in Eukaryota, Fungi, Ascomycota, Pichiomycetes, Serinales, Debaryomycetaceae. Gene Ontology annotation, cellular component: spindle pole centrosome; spindle midzone; spindle microtubule.